CACAGCUGAAUUUAUUACUGAGAUAAUAAAUUAUAACUGCUCUAAUCCUCAACUGAUUAAUAAAUGAUUAACAAUUGCAACACAUUGCAUUACUACUUGGGUAAACAGCAGGUAUCCCUGUCAAAUUAAAGUAACAGUUUAGAUUUACUACAUUAAAAAUACAGGCUCCACAGUAGGAACUCAGUGCGACAAAACUCAGUCCACCUUUCAUUGCUGAGAUUCAGGUCUUAUUUCAAUGCUUCACAUACCUACAUUUUUGAUGACAAAUAUCUGUGCUGCACAAAUUUCUUAGAUUUGAGUUUAAUCUUGCGUUCAAGUGAAGUGACUUGGCCAGGUCAUUGUUUGUCAUUGUUGUUCUUCAUGAGAAACUGGUGUGAUUUUGGCAGCGUGCUUUGGAUCCUUGACAUCAUGAAAUGUUCCUAUCUGCAGAAGGAGUCAUCUUGUCUGACAGUAUUUUGGUUUGUCCUGAGACAUUCAUCUAUAAAUGUCAUCGCCCCAGCAUUUCACUGCCAUCUGCUUUCAAUACGAUUAUUCACACUUAAACAUGAUUUGUGGAUUAAUGGCCGUGUUUUCAGCACAAUGUCCUGUCAGUGUCUGAAUACAGAGCCGGUGUGUUUCUGCUCAGCAGCUGCGGCGCAGGAGAGUGAGGACGACACUGAACAGCAGGAAACACCGGUCAGGUGAGGCUGCUCUCCCUCCCUGCGGCCUCAAACCAGGAAGAGGAACCGAAACACGAUCCAUCAGCAGACGGCUGGAGGCCCACAGUUACCGGCCGUCAGUGACACGGCCCCGCGUGUAUCGCCGGCUGGGACCGCAGAUGUGGGAACUCCGUGGGAUGUGGUCACUGUCCGCCAGCGGCUGGUCCGAGUGUUUAGGGGCGGGAGCAGAGCUGCACAGAGCCUCCUAACGCACAGCCGAGGCUUCAUCCAGGCUCGGCGGAUUAUAGCGUCAGUUUGGUUUGCUAAUCAAUUAGCCGCAAGCUAACCAAGACUAAGACCGGAAGUUAGAAAUGCUUUUUCAAAACAACUUUCUUUAAACGAAUACGCUCGUCAGCACAUUGGAAAACUGGCAUUUGUGAGACAAGGGCGACAUAGCCGUCACAGUGAGAUGACUGAAUAAAUCCUGGUGGGAAAACGAAAGAAUAGAAGUACUCCAGGCAACGUUGAAAAACCCACCGGAAGUGUUUGUAUGUGGUGUGGAGUGCAGCUUGACUCCGCUCACCUUCAGCUCUUCCUGCUUCCUGCUUCCUGACUGGACCAUGGAGCUCUGCAGCGCACGCGCCCUGUCACGAGCCGGAGCCAGUGGCAGGUAGCCGGUACCUGGGGAGGUAGCCGGGCACGCAGCCGGUACCCGGUACCCGGGGAGGGAGCCGGUAGCCGGUUCACAAGCAUGCGGUCCGACGUGGAGUACAGCCCGGUGGGAGAGGGGCUGGGGAUGCGGGACUUCUGGCUGUACGUGUGGCUGCGGAGAACGGCGGUGAUAAUGGCUCAUGGCACCGGACUGGGCCUGACCCUGGUCAUCUCCCUGCUGUCCAGACCCGGAACCAGUCUGUUUUCUUGGCAUCCGGUGUGUAUGUCUGUUGCUUACUGUAUGUGCAUGACAGAAGGCAUCCUCCUCUUCUCAGCAGAGGGAUCUCCCUUCUGCUUCAAGUCUCGGAAGGGUAAAGUCCGCCUCCACUGGUUCUGUCAGGCUCUGGUCCUAAUAGCUGCCGUCACAGGGUUGGGCUUCAUGGUGGCCAGCAAGAACGUGUCAGAGCGCCCCCACCUGGUCUCCUGGCACAGCCUGUUGGGCACCUGCACCCUGGCUGCCACCGUGCUGCAAGCAGCUUGUGGCAUCUGCAUGAUCUUCCCUAAACUGCUGCGUCUCUCCUCCUCCCCACCCAGGCUGAAGCUGUACCAUGCCACCUGUGGCCUUGUGGUCUACCUGUUGGCCACCGUGACUGUGAUGUCAGCCAUGUUCUCAGACUGGUUCCAGGCCACGGUGAAGGGGGUGGCAUGGUGGGCCUUCCUCCUGCUGCCCCUUUUCCCUGCCCUGGUUGUGAUGAACCAGAUCACUAAUGCCUACCUUCCCCGCAAGAAGAUGACCAGCUAGGGAGCGCAUAGCGUGGGGCAGAUGAAAUCUUCACUGUACUCAGGCCCAGGUAAUCCGAUGGAAGAGUCCUUCAUGACAGCAGCCUUUGGAACUAUAAUAACUGAAGCAAAAGGCUUACUGGUCGUCCCAUAGACUGCUGAAGAACAUGAAAACGUGGAAUCUGUCCUAAAAAUGGCUUUCUGUAGGGAAGUUCUCAAACCUGGAAUUUAGCUUUACUUGACAGUUUGUCUGCAAAGGUCUGUACCCUCAAAUGAUGUGUUUGUGCAAACAUUUUAUUUAGGCCCUCCACUCAUCUGAAUGUGUCAAGUCAGUGUAGAAGUAGGAACUGAAGUUAGGUUGUUUUGUGUCAUGAUAUUUUAGGGUACAAGAUAAGCAUCUUGGGCAAAGGGUUUUAAUUUGAGGUGAAGACAUUCCGAGGUUGUGGGCACAAAUUUUCCAUAAUGUUACUUGUGACACCUCCUGAGGUCCACAGACUGUCGGCAUCUGGUGACCUGUAGAAGUGUCACUUUGGCAUCUUUGCCAUUUUCAAUCUCUGACUCUUUCUUAAAUGAGAUUUAUACUACAGUUUUAAAAGAAACCAUUGAUGUUAUGCAGGAUUUGCGAACAGCCUUUCUGAGUGGCACUGCAAAACACAUGGGCACUGUAUGGUUUGGUUACAAACUACUGGAGGCAGUCCCAUAGUUGGGGCGAGUAGACCCCUCUGCACCACCUCCAUCCGUUGCCUGUUCAGAGGAGUUUUUGCACGGGUAGUGAAUGCAAAAUCCUCUGAUGGAUGCUGCAUGUAGACUGGUUUCUGAAGGGACUACAGCUGUUUGUGUGAGGACACAGCUUCAGCCUUCAGUAGAAGGUGAUGUGGAUGAUUAUGUACUAGCCUGUAAAUUGUAUUUAUUAUUUAUAUGUAUCAUUCAUUUAUGACAUUUCCAUGUGUCUGUGACGACACCUUACAGCUGCUACAUGAAGCAUUUUAACGUGAGACUUCCGUCAAUCAACACUGAAUCAGAUUGAGCCAAAUGAUUCAUAGCAACAACCAAAUAAGGAAUUAGCACCCAUUUCUAUUCUCUGCUUCACUCGGCCUCUUUAGCUCUUUGUUUUGGUUUUAUGGUACAUUUACUUUUUCACGGCUGUCAUCAGCCCAAGCAGUAAAGCUCUGAUUAAACCACUGUACCUGCCCAACACCAGGCAGCAGACCUCCAGUGUGUGACUUGAGUCAAAGUCUAAUUUACACUGAGUUCGUUUGUUGUAAAGGUUGUUUUAUCUAAUGGCUUCUUGUGUUUGUUCAGAUUUUUAGGUAAUUAACAAAGACAAUGUAGUAAGAUUCCAUUACAGUGAAGCAAGACGAACUUCUAUGUCAUCAAUACAUCUGAAGGGAAUGUUUUUUGUGUAUAAAGUCUCAGAAAAUUCUGAAAAAAAUAAACAGCAGACCAGAGGACCUAACUGCAGCUUUAAUUGACUGCCCAAGAGUUGUAGGUCUUUACUGCAAACAGUGUAAACAAAUCAAACCACUCAAGAAACUAUUGCUUCAAGACAGAAAGCAAAAAUGUUUUUGAAGUAAGAAAAGUAAUACCAGUAUUAAUGAUGAAUUAGCAUUAAUAGUACGGGCUCUAGUGAAAAGCUUCAUGUAGCACCUCUGGUUUAUGAGUGGAAUCCUCCUUUUAGUCUGUAUGUGCAUUUGGCCCCUUCUUGUCCUACAAAUGCUUGUUUGCUGACCAUUUUUUUGUGUUGCAUAUGUUAUAAAUAGGAAAAAUAAAACUGCACUCAUGCUUGGGUUGCUCUGCCAUGCGAGACCACCGGCACAAGCUGUCUUCUUGCUAAGAUGUCAUCACUUAACCAAUUCUGUCAAUACUCACAAGAAAGAAGCUUCAAAGUUCUGUCUGAUUUGCUCUGUUCUCCAGCAAGUAAUACCAGUUCAGAUGUCAACAGACAACUGUGACAUUUACAACUUGUCAACUAUUUUCAGCCUUCAAAGUAACCUUUUGUCUGUCUGUACAGGGUGUGUAAGGAGUGGAACACAGCUUUGCAGCCAAGGACUGUCUGACCGGCUGAAUUUAGGGCACAAACACAUUGCUGUGUAGUUUUAUAGAAAAGCAGCUGCAGAACGUGUCAUUUGGGACCACAGUGAUCUGGACAAGAAUGUGGACUAUUUUAAAAUGGUGUUAGAGAACCUGAUGUACAAAGACCUACUGGAUGUACUCAUCCUCUGCAACCUCAUCUCAACCACCUGUCUUCAUUGCUCCUGACUGGCUUACGCAAAUGUAGAUAAGGUAAAGAAAAAAAAAAAACUACAGUGAAGGUGAUGGUGUUGAAACAGAACAUCUGGUGUGGGGUGCAAACUUAAACAAGGAACCAGAAAGCCUCUCUAAGAAUUUAUAUGAUAAUUUCAGAUGGUUAAGUGGGUGGAUGGACGAUUCAGAGCACACAGUGCAGUUAGGUUUGUAAACUUUAACCUCAGCAUCGUUCCCUUUUUAACAACAUAACAAGCCAGUUACAAAUCACUGGAUAACCUUCAGACAGCAAGCAGGCUCUACUGUCUCUGACACAAUACUGCAGGAUAAUUCAACAUAUGUGCGUUCACAAAACGCAUUCAUCACAUGUAGAAUGCACUCAAUUUCAGAUGUGUGUUCACUGGCAAAUUAAAAAGUAUUUCGACCUUCAUGUUAAACAUUUAUUUCAAUGCACUACUUUGGGCUGACGGCCGUUAACUGCCCGUCAGUGUUCAUGUUGGGCCAGUGUUGAUUUUAAAGCCUGUGUUGGCCGAUGCCAGUAUCAACUUGAAUCACUGUAUGUAAUGCAAUAAAUGUACAAAAACGCACUUUUUAUGCUCAUGUUCAAUUUGUAUUUUCCUCGACGAAACAGGAGAACUCCAGAUUCUGUGUGGAUCAUAGAACUUUGUUUGAGACUCGUGGAAACCUUUGACAUCAGGGCUUGCUAAGGUGUCCCCUCAUUUAAUGGUAUGAAUAUUCUGUGUCAGCAUUCUGAGCACAGCUGGCUCACAGCUACAAGCAUUGUAUGUUAAGCUCACUACUCAAGACUAUUGUUUGAGCCCAAUUAGAGUUUGUGAUGGUGUGUAUUUAUUUGAUUUUGUCAGCACGUUGCUGCUAUGAACUUUCCGUGAUAUAUAUAAAAAAAAAGUACAUUUGA
Molecule: messenger RNA, 5229 nt
Organism: Stegastes partitus (bicolor damselfish)
Lineage: Eukaryota; Metazoa; Chordata; Actinopteri; Pomacentridae
Gene: cyb561d1
Product: cytochrome b561 family, member D1
Exons: 3
Coding region: 1390-2091 (233 amino acids)
Molecular function (GO): transmembrane monodehydroascorbate reductase activity
Source: RefSeq, a predicted model, not a curated record